UAUAAAAACAACAACAACCAAUAAAUAAAAAAAUAAAUAAAAACAACAAAUGAGCUCUUAUUUUGUAAACUCAUUCUGCGGUCGUUAUCCUAAUGGCCCGGACUACCAGUUACAUAAUUAUGGAGAUCAUAGCUCGGUGAACGAGCAAUACCGGGAUUCCGCGACCAUGCAUUCCAGCAGGUACGGCUACGGUUACAAUGGGAUGGAUCUUAGCACUGGGCGCUCAAACUCGAAUCACUUUGGCUCUGGUGAAAGUGCUCCCAGCUAUGCAUCUAGUGCAACAACAUCUGCAGAAACCAGGUACAACCAACCUGCAACAGCAUCCCACUUGCCUCCACCUGAUCCACUACCUUGCGGUAUCGUUGCCAGCUCACCUGUCAGCGAGCCCCGCCGCGCCGUAGAAAACCCCAUAGCUAGCCCCACUACCUCUUCCUCCACUUCCAACAGCAGCAGCAGCAACACUCACUUAUGCAGAGAUGGGGUUGGCAAGUCGUCUGGUACUGAAAAUGACACUCCAGCAAGCAGCGGCCAGACAAGUUCACAGAACUGCCAGAAUGCAUCGGAAUCAUCACAACCCCAGAUAUACCCAUGGAUGAGAAAGCUACACACGAGUCACGACUUCAUGGCGGGACCAGAAGGGAAACGAGCUCGGACCGCCUAUACGAGAUACCAGAGUCUGGAACUCGAGAAAGAAUUCCACUUCAAUCGAUACCUGACGCGGAGACGGAGGAUCGAAAUCGCACAUGCUCUAUGCCUCUCUGAGAGACAAAUUAAAAUCUGGUUCCAAAAUAGGAGAAUGAAGUGGAAAAAAGAUAACAAGCUGAAAAGCAUGAGCAUGGCAGCUGCAGUCUAUCGCCCUUAAUUUCAGAGCACUUCACAGAGUACUGGCGAUGGAAGAUGGACUAUUAGCGUGAAGUCAGCACUACAGAGACUUCCCAAACUCUUCAUUGAGAAUACAAGAACUAAUAAUAACACCACCUUGCUCUAUUAAAGUCUUUUAAACGUGUGACCUUUGUAUGAUCAUAUUUAUAAAUCUCUGGCUUGAAUCUGUACAGUCUUAACACAACAGUAGAUGUUUUAACUUGUUUACUGUAACGCAGAAAGAAAGCGUGUGUUACUUGAAGUUACCGUACAAUCCGCUUAGAACAAUUGUUAUGUGUUGUUGGUACGUGUUUGUGUUGUAUGCUUAAAGCUCCAAGCUGUAAGAAAAAAAAACAACAACUUUGGUUUCAAACUACCUGUUUUCUUUGUAAUCGAUGCUAUCGUUAUUUUAAAUAUUGCAAUACUACCUAUCUUGUAAUGGUGUAAAUGUAGUGCGUUGUGAACACGUUAAGGAACUACGAGUCCAAAACAGUGUGUUCUUGCUGGGCCUUUGUAUGAUUCUUUGCAUGGACUCAUAAGUUGCUCUUAAAAGCGCAUCUUCAGUAAUGUUUUUUUUUUUUUUGUGAAAAAGAGUGCUCAGUAUAAUAGUCUAAGUUUGGCUGUCUGAACAUAUGGUAAUAAGUUUUUGUAUUUGUUUUUAAGACUGAUUGGAAAUUAAAAUAAUAAUAAAAUAAACGAUAAUAAACUUUCUAUAAUAACUUGUACGCAGGCCUAUUCGGAUGUUUUUGUGUAGCUGUAUUGGAUUAUUAUUUUUCUGUUUAAAAAAGGAAAGACAGUAACUGUUUGAAUUUCGUUUAGUUUAUGAAAUAUCGCUAUGACCUUCUCAUUCCAGCUAAAUGCCUUCCCACCUCUCUAGUACUAUCGUCUUUCAGCUAAAAACUGGAUUUUAAAAUCAAACUUUAAGCUCUUCAAAAACUUUCUUCAGGCGGUCAUAGUAGACCUAUAAUAUACUUUCAUAAUUGUAUAAUAGUUAACAGGUAUAAGGCACAUC
This is a messenger RNA of Polyodon spathula (Mississippi paddlefish), 1873 nucleotides long. Its product is annotated as homeobox protein Hox-A5-like. The record is from RefSeq and is a predicted model, not a curated record. Gene Ontology annotation, biological process: anterior/posterior pattern specification; regulation of transcription by RNA polymerase II. Gene Ontology annotation, molecular function: DNA-binding transcription factor activity, RNA polymerase II-specific; RNA polymerase II cis-regulatory region sequence-specific DNA binding. Gene Ontology annotation, cellular component: nucleus. The coding region runs from base 50 to 862 and encodes 270 amino acids. NCBI's taxonomy places the organism in Eukaryota, Metazoa, Chordata, Actinopteri, Acipenseriformes, Polyodontidae. The transcript is spliced from 2 exons.